This is a messenger RNA of Suillus subalutaceus, 642 nucleotides long. RefSeq lists its product as uncharacterized. NCBI's taxonomy places the organism in Eukaryota, Fungi, Basidiomycota, Agaricomycetes, Boletales, Suillaceae. The record is from RefSeq and is a predicted model, not a curated record. The coding region runs from base 1 to 642 and encodes 213 amino acids. The transcript has 2 exons.
AUGACAUUUGUACCUACACUUGCUCCACGAGCUAGCCGGACUACCACUCGAUCCACUUCUAGUAGGUCCACCUCUAAUACCCAGUCUAGCUCUAGAACUGGCACUACAGGCACGAUCUCCAGCUCCAGCUCCACUUAUCCAAACACAACUAGCACCAGUUCUUCAAGCUCGUCCCGGGUAGUGCUUAGCACCGGAGCGCGAGUCGGGAUAGGAUUUGGGAUAGCGUUCUUCUUGUUAUUGUGCAUAAUACUGUUUUCCUACUUGAAGAGACGAUAUCAAAGAGCUCGGGAGAUAGUCGGUUAUAAGCCUGCGCUUUCGGCACCGGGAGGAGACCUUCCACCUCCACCUCGGCUGGAUGUUGCAUAUCCAAAUACCCAAUACCCAAUCUCAGCACCCGCUCGCCCUUCAUCGUACUAUUCUCCAGCAUAUGCAAUACCCUAUGAAACUUCGGCGAGUGCUGCAGUAAUGACCACUUUGAAUGCGCCAGCGGGCGAUAGCUCACUGAGCAACCCUCAGCCUGGGCGUCAGCUGCCGGCGCUUCAUGCAGAUAUAGCUCGACAUCAGGACGAACUUGAACGGAGGAAACGGAGUCUUGAUGAGGCUCAAGAACCGCAGGAUACUCCGCCAAAAUAUUCUUUUUGA